Boeremia exigua is the source of this 1776-nucleotide messenger RNA. RefSeq names its product putative asparaginase like 1. Gene Ontology annotation, molecular function: aminoacyl-tRNA ligase activity; ATP binding. The transcript is spliced from 3 exons. The record is from RefSeq and is a predicted model, not a curated record. Gene Ontology annotation, biological process: asparaginyl-tRNA aminoacylation. NCBI's taxonomy places the organism in Eukaryota, Fungi, Ascomycota, Dothideomycetes, Pleosporales, Didymellaceae. Bases 283 to 1509 code for a protein of 408 amino acids.
GGAUAGUGCUGCAAGAUUAGCCUGUUGUUGUGGCGGGCCUCACACUAUCGAAGGCCGCAAUGCCGAUGAAGCAGAACGCCACCGUUCGGACACUGAUUUCAAGUUGGGUAUAUCUGGUACCAGGUACGAGGAUAUCAUGACACCACUCGCAUGAUUCGGAUGAUCCAAACAAGCACUUCUACUGUGUGCCUCGCUCUACUCGCGAUUCCGGAACGAUUCCCAAACGUUAUAAUCUGUAAUCAUCCUCGUCUGCACCUCGGCUACACAGGGUAAACAUCAACAAUGUUGACCGUACACCCAAUUGACAGUCUGUUGCGACUGCCCCCUUCAGGUCCAAAUCCUCUAUACACAUACGAGGAAUCCGACAAGCGACUUACAUCUCUGCAUCUUGAACGCAAAGAAUAUCACGCCCGCAAACCGAAGAUCGAAAAGUCAGCAUCCACAAGUAUCAGCGAUGCGAAAAAGCGAGAAGGCGCACCCAAACUAUGGAAGACUCCAUCCACUUUCGCCAUGUCAGCCCUACACAGUCCCUGGUACACCGCGAUGCUGCGUCUUCAAAGCACGCUCAUCCACACCUCGGUGGACUUCUUCAACCAAUGCAUGGGUUACCGCUAUGUUAUCGUCCCUAUGACCACAGGCAGUAUCAGCUCUCCUAUGGGCCUUGGCUCAGACUCGCAGCCUGUUUCUAUUGAGCUUGCUGGCACGAGGACUUAUCUUGCGGAUUCCCAACAGUUCACACUUGAGUAUGCGCUAAGACUUGAAGAUGGUCUCAAAGGAGCAUACUACCUGGGUACUUCGUGUCGUGGUGAGGACCCGGAUGCAACGCAUCUGAACCAAUUCUGUCAUGUGGAGUGUGAACUUCUUGGAGAAUUGGAAGAUGGCAUGCGUGUCGCGAACGAAUAUGUAAUCGCACUUGUCCAGGCGUUCAAGAAGAACCAUCGCAUUGAAGUCGAAAGGAUUGCUGGGACCACGAAACAUCUUGAUGAUAUGCUGGAUCUGUAUCAAGCACACGGCAAUGCCUUCCCCAUGAUUACACUGGACGAUGCUCUCGCUCUCCCAGAGAUGACUGAGAAUAUGUGGUACUACGCAGUAGAGGGACGACCUCAAUACGGUCGCUGCUUGUCGCGUGUCGGAGAGCAAAUGCUCAUCGCAAAAUUCGGCGGUGCUGUCUGGCUUACUGAGAUGGACCAUAUGAGCGUACCGUUCUACCAGGCAUACGCAGGAGACAACCGCAAGGCGCGUUGCGGAGAUCUGUUGAUCGGAAUGGGCGAAGUCGUUGGCUGUGGUAACCGGCAUGAAACAGCUGAGCAAGCCCUGGAUGCGUUAGAACGUCAUGAGGUGGACCCAGCAGAGUAUGACUGGUAUGUCGAAAUGCGGAAGGUGAAAGAGCUCAACACGACUGGUUGGGGCAUCGGAUCCGAGCGCUUCUUAGCAUGGAUCCUGCAGCACGACGAUAUCCGAGACAUCCAGCUCUUGCCCCGUCUCAAGGGCAUGUUGUGUGCUCCAUGAAAAGUUGUUUCAAAAUAAUGCUACGUACCAGACAUGUUGCGAGACCGUACACCUAAUGAUGUUGCCCUGCAAAGUCAACUUGAUCGUGAUGCCAGUAGCUAAGUGAACACGUGAUGGGAGGCUGUCAAUUCCUGUCGUCAGAGGUCCAAAGAGCGCGUGCAGCCACACAGGACGCUGUCACCAUUUGUCUCCACGGUUUCAAGUGAAAUGGUGCCCAGGUGGUGUGUGCAACACCACGGCGAAUGGCAGCCUUAGGCAUUAGGAGUG